This is a messenger RNA of Phlebotomus papatasi, 2022 nucleotides long. RefSeq lists its product as uncharacterized. The transcript has a single exon. NCBI's taxonomy places the organism in Eukaryota, Metazoa, Arthropoda, Insecta, Diptera, Psychodidae. The coding region runs from base 42 to 1496 and encodes 484 amino acids. The record is from RefSeq and is a predicted model, not a curated record.
GGCAGAAACUGUAAUUAAUUAAUGUCGAACAUCAACGUACAAUGAACCUUAUGAAAAUUCAUACCAGCCUGAUAUCGUCUACUUUAUCAGAAAUUAACGAAACACGUCACGAUUUGCGAAAUAUAGUUGAAAAACUAAGCGAAGUUACGAGUAGAACAAACUUAGUUACUGACAAACUUUCUCAGCUAGAGACUGUCGAAAACCUUAACGAUGCAGAAAAAUUAUUAAAUUUAGAAAUGGAGAGUAUAGAACACGACCAGAAUCAGCUCUUGGUAGUAAUUAAUUCGGCUUUAAAUGGUCAUUGUCAUCCAUUACUUUUACACCCUGAUAGACUGGAAGAAGAAGUCCUUUCUGUAAAAGCACAACUUCCUGAUUCUACUAUUCUCCCCCGUGUUAGUGUCCCUGAAAUGUACGAACUAGGAAAAGUCUCAAUUAUUUCGAAUUCUCAGCAAAUAACAGCCAUAAUCAAAAUUCCGUUGUGUGACAAUAAGAAGUACCAACUCUUCAAAAUUUUGCCUUUACCCUAUCUUUCAAAUAAUUCCAGUAAAAUUAUACAAGUAGAUUAUCCCUAUAUAGCCACUGAUCCACGCAAAGAAUCGUAUUCUGUGUUCAGUAAUGACGUUUUCAGUAAAUGUAAAAACGUAAAUCAUAUGUCCAUUUGUACUACUCAUGUAGUAUAUUCUUCUAUCUUGCCAAAUUGCGAAUUCUCAAUAAUAAAUAAUGAACCAGGACUUUGUCGCCAAGUAACGUUGAAUGUCAGCCAUAACUAUUGGAUCCAUGUGUCCGAAAAUGCGUUCUUAUACAUUCUACCUAAGUCUACACGAAUCCGCAUAAUGUGUAAUCAGAAACAAUCCGAAUUUUACCGUGAUAUUCAAGGUAAAGGAAUAUUAAGAUUGAAACCAAACUGUGAAGCAAAUGACAAUGGCAUAAAACUAUAUUCCUCCUCCAAUACAAAAUCGGAUACUUAUUCCACGAUCCUUCACAAAGUAGAAGAUAUUAAAGCUAUAACUUUUAAUAAAACUAUUUCGCGUUUAACCCCUUUAACAAUCACUUCUCAUUUCAAUUCGGAUCAUUUUAAAACCCUGACUCAACAAGUUGAGGAUAUGCGGAAAAUAGAAAAUAAUUUGGAGAAUUCUUGGGAUUUUGUCGGAGAAAACCUUUAUACAAUAAUUACAGGUAGCGUAUUAACUACACUUUUAAUAUUUGGUAUCGCAUGGUGCAUUUAUGUUAAAAAGUUUAAAUCUCACGCUUCACAAACAAAUGAUCGUGCUAGGCCGUCUUCCCCGCAAAUUAUCUGCCCUACACUACCCGCUCCUAAUAUUAUACAUAUUCCCUCACUGCCGCCUCCUAUACCUACGGAACGUAUUUUUGAAAUUAGUCCUGAGUACGAGUUGCCAAUACUAAGACCGGAAAUUCAAAAUAAUGAGCUUCACGAAAUUCAUAAGCAUCAAAUUAGAAAAAAAUCUUUAAGAGCAAAAAAAGUAGUUUUCUAUUAAAAAAAAAAAAAGAAAGAAAUAAUAAUAGUAACAUAAGGAAAUAUUCUUUAGGUGGGAAGAAUAUAAUACAAUAUAUCAUAAAAUAAACCCAAAAAUAAGUAUAAUAAUUUGCUUAACGCUUUACACUUAACACUACACUACGAAAACACCCAAAAAAAAAAACAAAUGUAAUGCUUUAAAUAAAUAAUUAUUAUUCUAAACCUAACAGUUAAAGUAAAAACUAUGGAAUUAUAAAUUUUGCAAAAAUAAAAAUCAGAAUAAGUAAAUUAAUUACAUAAUAUUAUAUACAGGUGAACCAUUGUAAUAAUUAUACAAAAAAAAAUGUAAAAAAAAAAAAAUGUAUAAACUAAACUUCCUUUUUAUCCCAUUUCUCGCACAGGGACGUGCGUUUCCUUAGGGGGGUAGGAGUGUUGUGACUUCAUCGCAACCCCGCUUUACCCAUCUAUUUCCUACCAUUUCUUAACAUUCUUUAACCUUGUUCUAAUUUAUAUUUCCUAUAUUCCCCCAAACCAUUUCAUUUCCCACC